AUGCACAUUAACGAGCAAGAUGUCCUCGGCCGCACACCUCUGAUCUGGGCAGCUUCAUCGAACAAGACCAUUAUCGCCAAGAUCCUGCUUGAGUGGAAUGCUGAUGUCUCGCUGGUGGAUAAGCAGCAGAAAUCCGCUUUACAUUGGGCGAUGAUAUCUCAGUCCUUCGAUGUGGCCAAGCUGCUUCUUGAGAACAAGGCAAACACUGAGCUGAAAGACAUCUUUGGCCGGACGCCAUUGCAUGAGGUGGCCAAGGUCGCUAACAGUGAGCACUUGAUCAACCUUUUACUCGAUCAUGGUGCGGAUAUAGAUGCGGAGGACUACGGGUUCAAGCGCACGCCCUUACAUCUGGCCGCUUACCAUGGAAGGGCUGGUAACCUCAGGGCACUAGCAGCUUGUGGUGCCGACAUUGAGUGCCCUACAGUCAGUCACAGAACAGCGUUGCUCGACGCCAUUGCAUAUAAUCGUCUUCCUACGGUCAAGGCCCUCCUGGAGCUAGGGGCAGAUCUCAAUGCUGUUGACUCGGACGGACGAACUGUGCUACAUCUUACUGCAAGUUUUGCCUGCCUGGAGAUUAUCCAGGAGUUGUCCUCCGCAGUGAUGCGUUCGGGUGCUAAGACACUGAGUGUGUCGGCCAUUAAUUCAGAAGGGAAAACUGCAUAUGAAAAUUAUUAUCAUGACAGGAAGCGGCUUUAUUAUGGAGAGAUGAGCGUGGCUGAUGAUGAGGAGCAGGCCUUUUUGCUUCUUGAAAAGAUGUGGGGAACGAAGUUGUAG
Molecule: messenger RNA, 774 nt
Organism: Fusarium coffeatum
Lineage: Eukaryota; Fungi; Ascomycota; Sordariomycetes; Hypocreales; Nectriaceae
Exons: 1
Coding region: 1-774 (257 amino acids)
Cellular component (GO): nucleus; cytoplasm
Molecular function (GO): protein binding
Source: RefSeq, a predicted model, not a curated record